Molecule: messenger RNA, 5648 nt
Organism: Danio rerio (zebrafish)
Lineage: Eukaryota; Metazoa; Chordata; Actinopteri; Cypriniformes; Danionidae
Source: RefSeq, a predicted model, not a curated record
GAGGCUGUCGAGAGCGCAACUGGAUUGAACAGCAACUGGAUUGAGCGUGGAGCAGCAAACAUCACUGUCCACUCCGAGCACAACAUGGAUUACAGACGGAUUAAGCGUGUAUUAUUUGUCAAUGUAUUUAUGAACUUUGUAUUUAUUUCUCUUCAGAAAAAGGAAGAGGUGUUAUUGGAUAUGGUGGCAUCGGGAGCUGAGUUGGGUUGGUUGACAUCGCCUGUUAAGGAUGGGUGGGAGAUAGGCCAGCAGGCUGUGAAUGGCUCUCUGUUGUAUAACUAUUAUGUAUGUAACGUGGAGAAAGGAGAACAAGACAACUGGCUCCGUACUACAUUUAUCCAGCGCAACCCUGCUGCAUCUCGGGUCUUUGUGGAGCUGCAAUUCAAUGUCCGCGACUGCAACACUUUCGAAGCAGUCCCGCUUAACUGCAAGGAGACCUUUAACUUGUACACCUCCGAGGCUGAUGCGGACAUUGGCACUGCUUUCCGCAAAGGCCUGUUCCGAAAGGUGGCCACCAUUGCUCCAGAUGAAAUAUCCGACCGUGGAAAGAUGAAGAUGAACACUGAGACUAAAGUGGUGGAUAAUCUUUCACGUAAGGGCUUCUACCUGGGCUUCCAGGACAUUGGAGCCUGCGUAGCCAUCUACUCUGUCAGGGUUUACUAUAAAACAUGUCCUGCAACAGUGCAGAGCUUGGCAGCAUUCCCUGAGACAGUGGCAGGGGGCGAGAAUCAAGCAUUGCGGGAGGUGGCUGGAAGUUGUGUCAAAAAUGCUAUCAGUGAGGGCCAACCUCGCAUUUAUUGCACCACGGAUGGGGAAUGGGUCGUACCUAUGAGCCAAUGCCAGUGCGAAUCCGGGUUCGAAGCCCUUGAAGAUACUUGCCAAGAAUGUCAGCCAGGCUUCUUCAAACCAUCGGUGUCCAGUGAGGCCUGUAAACCCUGCCCAAAAAACACGGAGCCCUCAGGCCCUGGUGCCACACGCUGCUCCUGUAAUGAUGGCUUUUAUCGAGCACCCGAGGACCCAGAAACGUCUGCAUGCUUUGGGUUGCCGUCCGCUCCUCAGAGUCUGCUGUCGUCCACGGCUCAGAUGUCCUUUGGCAGGCUUCAGCUGUCCUGGAAGCCUCCCGCAGAUAAUGGCGGACGCUCUGAUAUCACCUACUCUGUGGUCUGCGAACGCUGUGAGGGAAAGACAUGCCAGUCUUGUGGUGAAAAAGUGCGAUUCGAACCCAGCAACACUGAACUAAAGGAGACCAAAGUGACUGUGAGUGAACUGGAGCCCCAUCUGAACUACACCUUCAGCGUUGAGGCUCGCAGCGGAGUGUCUCAGUUCAGCCACAAGAGAGCCGUCAGCAGCAUCAACACUACUUUACAUUACACAGAUCCUCCAAAAGUGACUGCAAUGCACCUUGUGGAAAGCAGCCCGACCAGCCUUUCUCUUCAGUGGUCUGUUUCUCAUCGCGCCAAACCAGUGGCCACGCGUUAUGAGCUGAUGUUUCGCAAGAAGGAAAAUGAUGAGGAAAAGGCCAGUGGAACGGUCACUACCUUCACUGUGCUGGUGCUUGAGAAGAACUCGGCUCAGAUCAAAGAUCUUUCUCCAUCCACCGUCUACUUGUUUAAAGUUCAGGCUCUCAGCUCAGAGGGAAGCCCGGGCAGCUACAGCAUUGAGCAGGAGUUUUCAACACUCCCACCAGCGGGAAACACAGCAGUGAUCCUCGGAGCUGCCAUUGGAGGAGCCGUCAUGCUUUUCAUCGUGGUUGUGGUCCUCCUCCUUCGAAAACGACGAAGAAACUCUCACACCAGACAAGGCCCAGAGGACACCUACUUCUCCAGCCCAGAUCAGCUUAAGCCGCUGAAGACCUAUGUUGAUCCUCACACAUACGAAGACCCGAACACAGCAGUGCUGAAGUUUGCCAGCGAGAUACAUCCCAAUCACAUCACCAAGCAGAAAGUCAUCGGAGCAGGUGAGUUUGGAGAGGUGUAUCGAGGAAUCCUCAAAGCUCCCAGCCGGAAAGAAGUGGCUGUAGCUAUUAAAACGCUAAAGCCGGGAUACACAGAGAAACAGAGGCAAGACUUCCUGAGUGAGGCCAGUAUCAUGGGACAGUUCUCACACCAGAACAUCAUCCGGCUGGAAGGGGUUGUCACUAAAUUCAAGCAUGCCAUGAUUGUGACGGAGUACAUGGAAAAUGGAGCUCUUGACAAAUACCUCAAGGACCAUGAUGGAGAGAUGUCGUCCUUCCAGCUUGUGGGUAUGUUGCGUGGCAUCGCGGCGGGCAUGAAAUAUCUCUCAGACAUGAGUUAUGUACACAGAGAUCUGGCCGCCAGGAACAUCUUGGUCAACAGUAACCUGGAGUGCAAGGUGUCUGACUUUGGUCUGUCCCGCGUCCUGGAGGAUGAUCCCGAAGGCACCUACACGACUAGCGGAGGUAAAAUUCCGAUACGCUGGACGGCUCCAGAGGCCAUUGCUUACAGGAAGUUCACAUCCGCGAGUGAUGUGUGGAGUUUCGGCAUUGUCAUGUGGGAGGUGAUGGCAUUUGGAGAGAGGCCGUAUUGGGAUAUGAGCAACCAUGAGGUAAUGAAGGCCAUUAAUGAAGCUUUCCGUCUUCCUGCGCCGAUGGACUGCCCUUCAGCCGUGUACCAGCUGAUGUUACAGUGUUGGCAGCAGGAUCGCUCCAAACGGCCCAGAUUCGGAGACAUCGUCAGCCUUCUGGACAAACUCCUGAAGAGUCCAGAUUCUCUGAAGCCUAUCGCAGACUUCGACCCUCGAGUUUCCAUUCGGCUUCCCAGCACCAGUGGCUCAGACGGCUCUCCCUUCAGGUCUGUGUCCGAGUGGCUGGAGUCCAUCAAGAUGAGCCAGUACAGUGAGAACUUCAGCAUGGCCGGUGUGGUCAGCAUGGAGCAGGUGCUGCAGAUGAAGAGCGAGGACAUCCGUAACAUUGGAGUGCGUCUGCCGGGUCACCUGAAGCGGAUUGCCUACAGCAUCCUGGGACUAAAAGACCAGACGAGCACCCUGAGUGUGUUUGCAGUGUGAAUUGUCUUUAAGCAGCACCUUUGGCUGUGGACUCAAUUAACUCUCAUCUGCCUUGGGAUUGGACUGCAGGGACAGACCUUCACCUGGCCAAAAAAUAAAUAAAUAAUGAAACACCUCCAGACUAGCCAGAAGGACUCGCACCGGCGUGGAGACGUGUAGCAUUUGACGUACUUACCAACAAAAUGGAGGACGUGUAAAACAAUCAAAAAAGCUAUUGAUGUAUGCAUCAAAACCAUGUAUAUUAGACUUAUUUUUACCAUACGCAUAUGUUUAUUUUAUUUCUUUGAAAAAAUAUAGUCGUUUCUUUUUAAUUUUUUUUAGAUUCAUAUGCAUGCUUCAUUUUAGCCAGAGAGUGAUUGAUCAAUGCUAGUUAGCGGCUACUUUUAGCUACUUUCAGAUCUUAUUCGUUUCUCUUCCAAUGGUGAACUGGCACUGUGUCUCUCUGACUGAAUUACGAGAGAAAAACAGACCCGCAGGUCUUUCUCUUCCAGGAAUAUGGAGGCGAGCGUUAAGACUUAGUGAUGUUUCGCUGAUUGUGAUGCUCUCUGGUUUCAAUCAUGCUUGAGUUGGCCGUGAUUUGAUGUCUCGCGCGAUGACAUUUUCUUUACAAUUGCACUCUCAGCGCUAUAUGCUUUGGACCAUCAAGUUUAAAAAUCUCUGGUUUUAGAUGAAACAGAGCAGCAAGGCGUUCCUUCAGUCCUGUGUUUUCUCAGCAAACAAGAAGAGCGGAGGCGCCGCCAUGAAAUAGCACUUAAAUCAGAAAUCUUAGCCGCCGUCUCAUCCCUUAUCGUCAGGAAAGGUUACAGCCACGAUGACAUUAAGGAUCGGAUGGAACAAAGAGCGAGCGAAAAUGACAAAAUGGAAACGAGUUAAGAAGAAAAACGCAGUUCUGGAAGCGAUUGUCGGAUUAAAUCAAAUAGGAAAAUGUGAUCCAGCGGCGUUCUGUAAACAAAUGCACGGUUGUGAUUUUCAGAUAUUUGCAGCAAGUGACAGUCCUCGCAGACCAAGAAUAUGAUCAAACGGACAGUUCUGUUCACUGGGAUUUGUGGAUUCUGUUAUUCAUUGUGUGUCAGGAGAUUAAAGUGGCCUGGAGCUGUGAAUCACGGAGACUAUCUUCAGCAGAUCUGCUUCAUGAUUAACUGAUCAAGAUAUGCUGGGAUAUGACCUUCCUUGAUUAUUAUGACUUGCAGGACCUCAUUAUGGUUUCAAACAGGCUCACUUGUAUGGAAAAACUGUUUUAUUGUUAAGAUUCUUUUCAUUUUGUAUUUAUAGAGGGAAGAAUCUGCUUUACACUUAGGGUGUGUUCACAUUUGGCAGGUUUGCUUUGAUUGAAACAAACAAUUGAAACAAUUUUGUGUUUAAUAGACGUCUAAUAGACAUAAAAACGUAGACAGCUUGGCUAAAACAAGGCUAAACUUGGUCUGUCAGCAGGGGCGGAUUUAACCAAUAAGCAAGGUAAGCAUCCCCUUAGGGCUGCAGUAAAUCGAGGCCACCCAAAUAAAUACCUAGAAGUAUAAAUGAUACCUAAAAAUUUAUAUAUAAUAAUUUUUUCUAUCAUAUUUUGUAUGGUGAGGGUCAAAAUUUUUUAAUUUGAUCGUAAUUAUUACAUCUGCGCAAAUGUGUCUCCCACCUUCAAUCAUGGACCGGUCCAGCAGUCAAAUCAGUAAAGAUUUCAUUUUAAAAACGAAAUAGUUCAUUUGUUAUUUUUAGUUGUGAAUUUAUUUUAAGAAAACAAAGUUUCAAAAGUUUUACAAGGUGCUUCACAUGUCAUUAUUAUUAUUUUGUAUUACGAUAAAAUGUAGAAAAGGCAAUCCAAUGAAACGUCAAAAAAAUAAAGGUGCAUUUUAUAAUGUUUGGGUCACAUGGCUGGCAUUGCUUAGGGCCCCAAAAUCACUAAAUGUGCCCCUGGCUGUCAUUCAUUCAUUCAUUUUCUUGUCGGCUUAGUUCCUUUAUUAAUCCGGGGUCGCUACAGCGGAAUGGACCGCCAACUUAUCCAGCACGUUUUUACGCAGCAGAUGCCCUUCCAGCCGCAACCCAUCUCUGGGAAACCCCUGGCUGUCAAUGAAAAUCUAAUAGCCUAAAACUAGACUAGUGGUCGAAAAGAGAGAUUAGACAAACUUUAUAUGUGUAGUCAUUCAUUUCUGUUUAUUUGAUGACUAGUCUAGUUUUGGCCUAUUCUUAGACUUCUAUUAGAUUUUCACUGACAGCCCAAUUUUAGCCUUGUUUUAGCCAAGACGACUAUGCUUAGACAUCUACUAGACACCUUUUGAAAACAAAAAAAUGCUUGCUGGGACAUCUUCCUACAGCAGAUCUGUUUAUCUGUGCAAUGGAUGAUUUCUUUAGACAUGUUAAGGAUUUUUCAAAUGCUCCCAACUGAAGAUAGUACCAGUAUGUGUACAUAAAUUAAGGACUUUUAGGGUGCUUUUACACCUACACUUUUGUUUCGGAACGUAUUUCGUUUGCCCAGUUAGCGCGGUUCGUUUGGAAUAUGUGAACAGGGCAAAGUAAUCGCGCGAGAUCGCUUGAAUGAGGUGGUCUCGGCUCGAUUGAAACGAACCCUGGAGUGGUUCGAUUGCAGUGAGAAAGCGAUCUGAUCCGAGCGUGGUUAUAUCACAGUGUUUUAU